GAGAAACACAUCAGAAAUCUCUCGAAAUGGUGACAAAUAGUUCGAGCACUGGUCGUGUCCACGGAGAGUAUGACUCUUCGUAGUGAUCGGGUUCUGCAAUUCUCAGAACAGACAGCAAGAGUGGGUAUCGGUUUCCUCAUCUGAUCGCUACGUAUGUUUCUUCGGUAAGCUCAGGUCCCUGGGUUGAAUGUUCUAAGUAAUUACCACCAGGCCCCAGGAAAACUCCCAUCUGCACGCCCCGCUUCGAGACUGUUUCCCGGGCCCUGUCGUUGUUUUUACUCGUAUUUCCUAGAAUGGGGAGGGCUGGAGGUUUGCAGAGCACUGCCUCCUUCCCCUCACUCUCGGGUGAUCGCUCUGGGACAAAUACCCCCACGUCACUCGGUGCGGAGGUCUGGCCCCGAGCAGCAGCGCAGGGCUGGGGCACGUGACCCGCCCGCAGUCCUCGCUGUGGCCCGCGGCCUGGGAUGCAGUCGCGCUGACGUCCUCCUGGUUACCCACAAGCCUCUGUGCCCUGGUGCGGGCAGGAAGAGGGCAGCCGGGUCCAGUGCCUGCCCGGGAGGUCGGGGGUGCCUUUCCGAGCCGAACGCGGACGCAGCCCGGCAUCCCCCCCGGCAGUGCUUGCAAACUGGCAGCCUUCCGUCUCUCCCCGGGGCGGAAAGGGAGACAGCCCAGGUUCAGGCUCUGGUCCUUUAAAGUGCAGCCCCGGGUCGGGACGCCGGGGGAGCCAGGGCGCUCUGCUGACAGCUGUCAAGAGUGACAGCGACUCCCCGAACCUGAGCACUGGCCCCGGUCUGCGUAAUCGCGCACGGGUCAUUAGGUUCUUCCUAACAUCUAGGAAUCGUAGAGCAGGGCCGCUCGAGUACCAUAUGGCGUCUAGUACGUGCUGCCGUUUAGCUCGAUGAGAGAAAGGGAAAGUUAAGGAUGCUGGAGCAGAACAAUGGAUUUCUCUUUCUCUUUCAUGCAAGGGAUCAUGGGAAACACAAUUCAGCAACCACCUCAACUCAUUGACUCCGCCAACAUCCGCCAGGAGGAUGCCUUUGAUAACAGCAGUGACAUUGCUGAAGAUGGUGGCCAGACACCCUUCGAAGCUACUUUGCAACAAGGUUUUCAGUAUCCACCCACAACAGAAGACCUUCCUCCACUCACAAAUGGCUACCCACCAUCGAUCGGCUUGUAUGAAACUCAGACCAAAUACCCGCCAUAUAACCAGUAUCCCAAUGGGUCAGCCAACGGUUUUGGUGCAGUUAGAAACUUUAGCCCCACUGACUAUUACCAUUCAGAAAUUCCAAACACAAGACCACAUGAAAUUCUGGAAAAACCUUCUCCUCCACAGCCACCACCUCCUCCUCCUUCGGUACCACAAACUGUAAUUCCAAAGAAGACGGGCUCACCUGAGAUUAAACUAAAAAUAACCAAAACUAUCCAGAAUGGCAGGGAGUUGUUCGAGUCCUCCCUUUGUGGGGACCUUUUAAAUGAAGUCCAGGCGAGUGAGCACACGAAGUCAAAGCACGGGAGCAGGAAGGAGAAGAGGAAAAAGAGCAGCAGGCACGAGGCGUCCGGACCCGAAGAGCGCCGGCCACACAAGACCCCCAAGUUAGAGCCAGAGGCACAGAGUAGACCAAAUGAGAGGGUGGACACCGCACCAGAAAAACCAAGAGAAGAGCCAGUGCUCAAAGAAGCCGUCCCGGUUCAGCCAAUACUGUCUUCUGUUCCAACAACAGAAGCGUCCACUGGUGUUAAGUUCCAGGUUGGUGAUCUUGUUUGGUCCAAGGUGGGAACCUAUCCUUGGUGGCCUUGUAUGGUUUCAAGUGAUCCCCAGCUUGAGGUCCAUACCAAAAUUAACACAAGAGGUGCCCGGGAAUAUCAUGUCCAAUUUUUUAGCAACCAGCCAGAGAGGGCAUGGGUUCAUGAGAAACGGGUACGGGAGUAUAAAGGUCACGAACAGUAUGAAGAGUUACUAGCCGAGGCAACCAAACAAGCCAGCAAUCACUCUGAAAAACAAAAGAUUCGGAAACCCCGGCCUCAGAGAGAACGUGCCCAGUGGGACAUUGGCAUUGCGCAUGCGGAGAAGGCUUUGAAGAUGACUCGGGAAGAGAGAGUGGAACAGUACACUUUCAUCUACAUUGACAAGCAGCCAGAAGAGGCUUCAUCCCAAGCAAAGAAGAACGUUACCUCCAAGACCGAAGUUAAGAAACCUCGAAGACCAAGAUCUGUACUCAAUAGUCAGCCAGAACAGACCAAUGCUGGGGGGGUGGCCUCCUCACAGUCAAGUACUGACCUUCGGAGACAGAGCCAGAGGCGGCACACAAGUGUGGAAGAGGAAGAGCCCCCUCCUGUUAAAAUAGCCUGGAAAACAGCGGCCGCGAGGAAAUCCUUACCAGCCUCCAUCACAAUGCACAAAGGGAGCCUAGAUUUGCAGAAGUGUAAUAUGUCUCCAGUUGUGAAAAUUGAACAAGUGUUUGCUCUUCAGAACGCGACAGGAGAUGGGAAGUUCAUUGAUCAGUUUGUUUAUUCAACGAAGGGAAUUGGUAACAAAACAGAAAUAAGUGUCAGGGGGCAAGACAGGCUUAUAAUCUCCUCGCCGAGUCAGAGAAAUGAGAAACCAACUCAGAACACGUCAUCUCCCGAGGCAACAUCUGGCUCUGCAGGCCCAGGAGAGAAGAAGCAGCAGAGGAGAUCUGUCAGGACUCGAUCUGAGUCAGAGAAAUCCGCCGAGGUUGUGCCAAAGAAGAAGACCAAGAAGGAGCAGGUUGAAACAGCUCCCCAGGCUUCCCUGAAGACUGGAUUACAGAAAGGUGCCAGCGAGAUUUCAGAUUCCUGUAAGCCUCUAAAGAAAAGGAGUCGCGCCUCAACUGAUAUGGACACGGCUAAUUCUGCGUACAGAGACACGUCUGACUCCGAUUCUCGAGGACUGAGUGAUCUGCAGGUAGGCUUUGGGAAAGAAGGAGAUAGCCCUUCAGCGGCUGCAGAUGCAGAUGCUUCUGACUCACAGUCGGUGGACUCCAGUUUGUCUCGGAGAGGCGUUGGCCUGAGUAAGAAGGACACCGUGUGUCAGAUCUGUGAAACCGCUGGUGAUUGUCUGGUUUCUUGUGAGGGGGAGUGCUGCAGACACUUUCACUUGGAGUGCCUGGGGCUGACUGCAGUCCCUGAGGGAAGGUUCAUCUGCGAGGAGUGUGAAACUGGCCAGCACCCAUGUUUCUCAUGUAAAGUGUCUGGUAAGGAUGUGAAGCGUUGUUCCGUCAGUGUCUGUGGGAAAUUUUAUCAUGAAGCCUGUGUCCGCAAAUUCCCCACUGCCAUCUUUGAGUCGAAGGGGUUCCGCUGUCCCCAGCACUGCUGCUCCUCCUGCUCUGUGGAGAAGGACAUCUACAAAGCAAGUAAAGGGCGGAUGAUGAGAUGCUUGAGGUGUCCAGUCGCCUAUCACUUUGGAGAUGCCUGUGUUGCUGCUGGAAGCGUCUCUGUGUCCUCCCACGUUCUCAUCUGUAGUAACCAUUCCAAACGGAGUAGUCAGUCUGCUGCCGCCGUAAACGUAGGCUUUUGUUUCGUUUGUGCCAGAGGGCUGAUAGUUCAGGACCAUUCAGACCCCAUGUUCAGUUCCUAUGCCUAUAAAUCCCACUACCUACUGAAUGAAUCAACCCGUGCUGAGUUGAUGAGAUUACCUAUGAUUCCUUCUUCGUCAGCUUCCCAAAAGAAAUGUGAGAAAGGUGGAAAAUUGCUCUGCUGUGAGACGUGCCCGGCUUCCUUCCACCCGGAGUGCCUGAACAUAGACAUGCCAGAAGGCUGCUGGAACUGCAAUGACUGUAAAGCUGGCAAGAAACUGCAUUACAAGCAGAUUGUUUGGGUCAAACUGGGAAAUUACAGAUGGUGGCCUGCAGAGAUCUGCAGCCCCAGGUCUGUGCCUCUGAACAUCCAGGGCCUGAGGCACGACUUGGGGGACUUCCCUGUGUUCUUCUUUGGGUCUCAUGACUACUACUGGGUACACCAAGGCAGAGUGUUCCCUUAUGUGGAAGGAGACAAAAGCUUUGCCGAGGGACAGACCAGCAUUAACAGGACCUUCAAAAAAGCACUGGAGGAAGCUGCAAAGCGCUUCCAGGAGUUGAAAGCACAGCGGGAGAGUAAGGAGGCUCUGGAGAUUGAGAAAACCUCAAGAAAACCACCGCCCUACAAGCACAUCAAGGCUAACAAAGUGAUAGGGAAGGUACCAGUCCAGGUGGCUGACCUGUCAGAGAUCCCCCGCUGUAACUGCAAGCCUGCUGAUGAAAACCCUUGUGGCUUGGAGUCGGAGUGUCUGAACAGAAUGUCACAGUACGAGUGUCACCCGCAAGUGUGCCCUGCUGGGGACCGCUGUCAGAACCAAUGCUUCACAAAGAGGCUCUACCCCGAUGCAGAGAUCAUCAAAACGGAGCGGAGAGGCUGGGGCCUCAGAACCAAAAGAAGCAUUAAGAAGGGUGAAUUUGUAAAUGAAUAUGUUGGUGAAUUAAUUGAUGAAGAAGAAUGCAGACUCCGAAUCAAGCGGGCGCACGAGAACAGUGUAACUAAUUUUUAUAUGUUAACUGUUACCAAGGACCGAAUCAUUGAUGCUGGCCCCAAAGGAAAUUACUCUCGGUUCAUGAACCACAGUUGCAAUCCAAACUGUGAGACGCAGAAGUGGACAGUCAAUGGAGAUGUUCGAGUAGGACUCUUUGCUCUUUGCGAUAUCCCUGCAGGGAUGGAGUUAACGUUUAAUUAUAACCUGGACUGCCUGGGCAAUGGCAGGACAGUGUGCCACUGUGGGGCAGACAACUGCAGCGGCUUUCUAGGAGUACGACCAAAGUCUGCGUGUGCAUCCGCUGCUGACGAGAAGUCGAGAAAUGCUAAGUUAAAGAAAAGACGGAAAGUGAAAACAGAACCAAAGCAGAUACACGAGGACUACUGUUUCCAGUGUGGGGAUGGGGGAGAGCUGGUCAUGUGUGACAAAAAGGACUGUCCCAAAGCCUACCACCUCCUAUGCCUUAACCUGACCCAGCCGCCGUACGGAAAGUGGGAGUGUCCAUGGCAUCAGUGUGACAAGUGUGACAACUCAGCCGUCUCCUUCUGUGAAUUCUGUCCACACUCAUUUUGUAAGGAUCAUGGAAAGGGGGCUCUGGUGCCCUCUGCACUAGAAGGUCGUCUCUGCUGCUCUGACCACAAUCCCGAAUCUCCUGUGUCACCAGAAUAUUGGAACAAGAUCAGAUGUAAACGGGAACCCCAAGAUCCUGGAGAAGACGUAAAAGAGUGAACGGUGGUUCUUUCCUGCCCUGCUGUUCGGAAUGGAAGAAGACAACAGAUGAUGCAUUUAAACCAGGGCGGUUGCUGAGGCGGCCGUACAAGGGAGACAGGAACCAGUUCACAGGCUGAGCAGGCUGUGUGGGGCUCUAGUUUGUUCUGUUGCUUUGGGGAGAGUUUGGUGGACAGGGAAAUUCCCUUGGUCUUUUCUUGCCUUUUAUUGUGUGUGCUCCAGUGUCUUUGCCACUAGCAAAAGAGGUGUCCUUGUUUUUAAAGUGUGUGUGUGUGUGUGUGUGUGUGUGUGUGUGUGUGUGUGUGUGUGAGAGAGAGAGAGAGAGAGAGAGAGAGAGAGAGAGAGAGAGAGAGAGAGAGAGAUACCUGUUAACAAGAUCAUUGUCAAGCCUAAGAUGCAACCCUUGGUUGUAUAAAGCAAAAUUAGCCAUUCCUUUAUUUAUUUUCAUUUUUAGGAAUUGUGAGAGGUGUAGCUCAAACAAUCUAACCUCCGUGUGUGUGUGUGUGUGUGUGUGUGUGUGUGUGUGUGUGUGUGUGUGUGUGUACGUACCUUUAUAUACCUCUUUACUGAGCCAUAGAUAGGCUAACUUCUCUUUCCUUUUUCCUAUGCCUUUUCUAGUCUCAGAGAAGGCUCUCAUCAAGUAUUCAGUUUGGCCUCUUGGAAACAAAUGCCUUGACAGCUUUUACCUCCGUGGUCUUAGACUAGGUGGGCUUCAUGGUGCAGUCACUCCACCUGGAAAUGUGGAUGGAGGGAAAUGUCUAGAGGGAAUGUGUGCACUCACUGGCUCUGAGUGCCAUCCAUCUACAGUUUCCUGAUACAGCGCAUGUGUGGGGCUGUGAAUGCAUGGGAGAAUGCUCACUGCUGUCAUCCUGACGUACGGCAAGGAGCUAAAGACAGAGUAAGGCACAGACCGGAAGUUGGAUCAGAUCCGCACCAUUUUCUGAGCACUUAGUGUAGACUCCAGUCUUACUGGAAUUUAAGAGCAUUUGCUUGUUUGUCUUUCGCUCUGCCAAUCAAUGGCCAGCUGAUCACUCAACCGUGUUUCCUAGUAGAGCUGUGUAAUUGAAUCUGAAUUAUAUUUUAAGAGAUUUUUUUUUCAGUUGAUUUCCUAACUUGGGGGUGGUGAAAAUAGACAGAGUCAAUCCCCAAGUUAUAUGUGAACAGUUUCUUCUUAGUAUUAUGCAAUGCUUCACAUUGUCCCCAUUGAGUAAGGGGAGGAAGUUUUCCAGGGUCUGUAAGAGCCACAGAGAGCGCUUCCUCUUAGAGGGCACUUGAGAACACUCCCCAGAAAGUCAGUGUUCGCAAACAUUAUGUUCCGUUUGAAUGGCAGACCGGAGCCCACCACGGUGUGUGCCCACAGAAUCCCUUGCAUCUAGCACUUAGCAAUAGAGCUACUCCAGUAUUGCAUGAAAUCACGUGAGACACUGGAACACUGGACUGAGGAGAAGUCUAGUGUUACUGUGAAACAAGCAUGAACUUUCUCAGUGACUUUUAACUGCUUACCAGUGGGCGGUACACAGUAGGGUUUAUCCUCCUCAAGAACCUAGUAAGUCAUUAACGUGGGGCGGGAGAUGCUCUACAACAUCCUGGAGUUGUGUCCAGUGUGUUGGGUCCUUUUUUAAUUUUUUACAAAUCAAUUCAGACCUCUUUCUCUGGAAGAAAGAGCAAUUUUGUGCCUCCCUUUUUUUUUAAAUAUAUAUAUAUAAAUGUGCAAUUUAUAGACAACAGACAGACACUACAGUUUCCCUCUCUAAGCUCCUAAACUGCCACUUAGCUGGAUGUAGCAUUUCUAGUAAUCUGUUAGAUUAGACAGGCUCCGAUGAGCAGAAAGACAGGAUGCUGCAGGCCCCCAGUGCAGUCACUAUGACGGAAGCACAGCCCAUGCAAACACUACACUUGGCUCGUUAGCAAUUAUGAAGUUUGAUCUCCUUUAAAAAAGUAAAGUAGGAUAUCUGGGUUUUACCAUACUGAAAUAUUAUUUUAUACAGACAUGAUAAACAUUUUUUAAACUCACUGAUAAGGGAUUUCUUUUGAUAUUCCAAAUAUAACUCUUAUGAGAACAGUAUCCAAUAUGAAAUUGCAUCUUGUUUCCUUUUUGACUUUAUGCUUUUUUAGUAUCAGAUAACUUUUAUAUAGUAAGCCCCAGAGUACAUCAUGUAUUUAUAAAUACCUUAGGCUGACCUAUCUCUAUUCAGCUUCUUUGGUAUGGCCUAUUUGUUUCUCUAUCUAUAAAAGAGCUUUGCAAAGACUUCUCAAAUCUUUUCUUUCUUUUUUUUUUUUUUUUUUUUUUUUUGAUGACUAAUAGGAUUGUUCUGCUAUUUCACAAGCCAAGGGAUGGUUCAAAAUAGUUCGGCAUGGCCCAGAAGCUUUCGGGGCUCCAAACUUGGCUUUGCUGUGCCAGUUCAGGGGCAUCUUCCUGUGCCGUUGUGGCCUAGGUCUGUCUUAGAGUUGAGGGCGUCUAAGUAUACAUACGCUGUGCUUGCCUGUCCUGCAUCAGAGCAUAUUCCAGAAGGCACCAGGCUUACCCAUGGUCUGAAGCUGGUAUUCAUUAGCUUUUAAAUCAGAUGUGGUAUGCGUAUUUGUGGUUGGUGUAUCCAGCCCGGAAAUGAAAGCACUUGAAGCAGCAUGGGCUAACGGUGGUAUUUUUAACCUCAUUUGGAUUCCUAGGAAGACGAGCUUUCUGAUUAGCAGUGUAAAGCUUUAGAAACUGGGUUGGUAAGAGCUAGCAAUGAUGUCAUGAAGCUGUCCCGGACCCUGUACUUUGGAGGCCACGCUGGGCUACCAGAAUAGCUGCCUGUGCCCGGCUGGGGCGGAAGGGCCGGUGCCCUCACUGCCCGUGCUGAAGCGGCCGUUCACGUCUUCAGUCUCAUCAGUGGUGGAGAUCUGAGUGGAGUGGGUUUUAUCUUCUCCUUUGCUCUGCAAGCCCGCCUCCAUUUCCAUUCUCAAAAAUUAUCUUCCCCAAGCUGUACAAUAGACUGGGUUUGGGAACCAUGGGAACUUGGAGAUUUCUGUGUGUUGUAUAAAUAACAUAUACCGAUGAGUUAGGAACAUAUUUGGAACUAAAAAGAGAAUUGUGGAAGGGGGCAGCAGCCAGCUGCUCCACUCUGCCCGCCGCCACCACCGCCGCCGCCGCAGUAUUUGCAAGGGUGUCUAAGUGAUGCGCAGCGGAGACACCGAGUCUCUGUGGUCAUGGGAAACACUCAGAUGGCUGGGCUGGUGGACAGCUUCCAUGAAGUAGGUUUUCCUGAGUACUUUCUUACCUGCUAAGUUCGGUUAGAGAUCCUAGAGGUGGAAAUCAUGGCAUCUGUUCGGAAUGUCGAACCCGGCCCCCAGGACCUGCUGUUAUCUGUCAUUUUCUGUUUCAGUCCCACACUCCUCCUGCCGCAUCCACUCACCACAGAGCUGAGACGCUUCCAGCCACAUAUCAUGUCCUAAUGAGAGAGAAAAACAAAUCGCCUCUGAGUCUCACGGCUUGGAAAACUUGUCGUUUUUAUGUUUCUCAUGAGUACAAGGGCAUCGGGAAGUUGCUUUAUUCCUAGACUUGAAUUAUUCUUCACGUGGCUGUUGCAUCCAGCCACUCCCUGCUCUGCUGAGGCGCUGUGGAGAGCACAGGAAGUGAGCAAGUGGAAAGUUCCUCCACGAAGGACCACCCUGCCUAGGUCUCUGGUUAUCUGUAGACAAAAGUAGACCUCGGUCCAUUUUCAGAUGGACUAGAGGAAUAAAUGUAGACAGCUUUUCAAUGGAUUACCAAAUAUUGAAAAGCUCGACAUUUGUGUGUACUGAAAUAUCACCAAAUUUUACCCUGGGUAGGGUCCUGGGGAUCCUGGGAGAAAGGGCAUAAUAGAGCAAGGGAGGGAAGUGGUGAGUGGUCAUCACAGGUACAGUGUAGUCGCCUAUACACUGAGACCUCUGCGUCAUUCAUUCAGCUUCUUCAAGUACUUGAGACUGUGAUUGUCAUUCCGGUUCCUUUGUAAAAUUAAGAAGUGGGAAGCGCCAGGCGGUGGUGGCUCACGCCUUUAAUCCCAGCACUCGGGAGGCAGAGCCAGGCGGAUCUCUGUGAGUUCGAGGCCAGCCUGGGCUACCAAGUGAGUUCCAGAAAAGGCGCAAAGCUACACAGAGAAACCCUGUCUCGAAAAACCAAAAAAAAAAAAAAAAAAAAAAAAAAAGAAGUGGGAAGCAUCACUGUGUAGACUGUCCAAAGGAAAGUCCUUCCAGUGGGAGCGGAGAUAUCUUAGAUUGUUGGUACCUUUGAGGAAGAGACGCCCGCAUGAGAUAUCAGCAACAUUUCUAGAAAUUGUUUCCUAUGGUUUUGUUUUGUCUUUUUUAUUUGUUUGCCUCAUCCCCAAGUGUCUCUUGUCUUUCCUUUUAAUAUAAGCCUGGGCGUGUGUGGGGUGUGUGGGUGUGUUGUGUGUGGAGGGGUGGUAGUGUUUGCAUUUAUGUUACACUCCUGAAAUGCUGUGUGUAACCCUUGUUUCAAAGAGCCAUGUCUGCCAGUCAUGGUUCGGCACGCCCUUAAUCCCGGCACUCCAAAAGCAGAGGCAGGCGCAUGUCUGUGAGUUCAAGGCCUACGUAAUGAGUUCCAGGACAGCUAGGGCUAUGUAGAGACCCUGUCUCAAAAGGAGAAAAAAGAAAAAAAGAAAAAAAAUGACAUUGUUUGGCUUUUGUCAAGCCGUUGGACAAAUGACCAAUGUGAGCACUUGUUCCUGUGUCGGGGGAGGGGAGAAAAGUAUUGCUUGUCCUUUAGUAGGCUCUAAAAGUCAUUCCUGUGUACGUUAAAGGGAAAAUAGAAGUUGCCAGAGUCAGUAUUCAGUCCUUGGUUUUCUGUGACUUUGCUCAUCCGCUAAGGGAUGAGAAGCACCCCAGCUUCACUGUCUUCUUCCCUACCUGCCGGCAGCGCCGUGGUGUGUGCCCAUGGCCUUCAAGUACCCCCGGUUUGCCUGGAUCGGGGCUCCUGUCGGUUCAAAGGAAUGGGGAAGUUUACAUUUAUUUUUGUUGUCAGCUAACAUCUCAUUUUUUGUUAUGUAACCUAUGGUAACUGUACUGCCAAUAAUAACCAAGAUGCUAACUGAUUACAACUGGCUCAAAAGACCUUUUUAUAUACAAAGAUUUGUGUAUAUUUUGAAUCGAUAUGGCAAAUUUCAUUUGUGUCCAUUUGAUUAUUACAAAUAAACAAAUACCUGCAGAUUCAGUCUUAAUUCUCUGUGUUCUUUGAAUAAUGUUCUUUAUAGAUGUUUACAUCUGUGUUUACCUGUAAUGAACUUUGUAGAUCCUGUGAAAUAUUAUUUUGCUUAAACCACUUGAGUCCUUAAUAUCAAAGUGUCAACCUUCACUGGGCAGUCUCUUUAGUUUCUGUGACUUGGCCAGGAACUCCUAACACUAAGGAAUUAGUGCUGAUUUUCCCCAGGGGUAUCCUUCUAGGGCAUUACUGUAUAAUGACUUUGAAACAUAGUUUAAGGAUUUCGUUGACUGACCAAUGUCUUAUUGCAAAGUAUGAGCCUACCAAUCAUGGUUAACCUGUAUAUAGAUAGAUUACUGUGGACUAGUAGUGUAUGUGGGAUUGCCUGUGAUAUUUACGUUUCUUACUGACGUGUGCUGGUGGGACAGUUUUUGUACAUUGUAUUUACUGAAAUUUUGCCUUUUUAAUUUUACAGAUACUUUAGAAUUCAGAUGUGUUUCUGCUUAUGUAAGAAUGUGGAAAAGUUUUUAAUGGCAUCCGAUUGGUUUCAGGUCUUGCUUGAGGUUGACUUUAAUAAAUUGUCCUGUAUGUUCUAAUUAA
Molecule: messenger RNA, 11030 nt
Organism: Peromyscus californicus insignis
Lineage: Eukaryota; Metazoa; Chordata; Mammalia; Rodentia; Cricetidae
Gene: Nsd3
Product: nuclear receptor binding SET domain protein 3
Exons: 24
Coding region: 938-5254 (1438 amino acids)
Biological process (GO): regulation of DNA-templated transcription
Cellular component (GO): nucleus; chromatin
Molecular function (GO): histone H3K36 methyltransferase activity
Source: RefSeq, a predicted model, not a curated record